AUGCUCAGCCUCAAGCUACCCCAACUUCUUCAAGUCCACCAGGUCCCUCGGGUGUUCUGGGAAGAUGGCAUCAUGUCUGGCUACCGCUGCCCCACCAGCUCGGCCUUGGACUGUGUCCUCAGCUCCUUCCAACUGACCAAUGAGACAGUCAACAUCUGGACUCACUUCCUGCCCACCUGGUACUUCCUGUGGCGCCUCCUGGCGCUGGUGGGCGGCCCGAGCUUCCGCGCAGAGCCCUACCACUGGCCCUUGCUCGUCUUCCUGCUGCCCGCCUGCCUCUACCCUUUUGCGUCGUGCUGCGCGCACACCUUCAGCUCCAUGUCGGCGCGUGCGCGACACAUCUGCUACUUCCUGGACUACGGCGCGCUCAGCCUCUACAGCCUGGGUUCCGCCUUCCCCUAUGCCGCCUACUCCAUGCCGGCCUCCUGGCUGCACAGCCGCCUGCACCAGCUUUUUGUACCCACCGCCGCGCUCAACUCCUUCCUGUGUACCGGCCUCUCCUGCUACUCGCGGUUCCCAGAGUUAGAGAGCCCUCGACUCAGCAAGGUUCUGCGCACGGCUGCCUUUGCCUACCCCUUCCUGUUCGACAACCUGCCGCUCUUCUACCGGCUGGGGCUGUGCUGGAGCAGGGGCCCCACUUGUGGGCAGGAGGCACUGAGCCCCAGCCAUGCCUAUCACCUGCUCUGUGCAUUGCUCACUGGCUUUCUCUUCACCUCCCACCUGCCAGAAAGGCUGGCCCCCGGGCGCUUCGACUACAUUGGUCACAGCCACCAGCUGUUUCAUGUCUGUGCGGUGCUGGGCACCCACUUCCAGCUGGAGGCCGUGCUGGCUGACAUGGGAUCGCGCCGAGCCUGGCUGGCCUGGCAGGAAGCGCCGCUGGGCCUGGCUGGCUUGGUGGCCACACUGGGCCUGGCAGUGGCCGGAAACCUGCUCAUCAUUACCGCCUUCACAGCCUGGGUGCUUCGGGCCCCUGCCACCUGCCCCCUGCUGCAGGGCAGCCCGCCACUGCCACCACUGGGCAGGGGUUUUCAGACUAAGCACCAGUGAGACUGCGUCCCUGGGCCGCCUGGGCAAGGGGAACCGUGAGGGGCCAAAGGGAGGGCAGACAAGGGGAACAUCAGUGUGAAGGCGCUGGCA
Molecule: messenger RNA, 1137 nt
Organism: Ochotona curzoniae (black-lipped pika)
Lineage: Eukaryota; Metazoa; Chordata; Mammalia; Lagomorpha; Ochotonidae
Gene: PAQR6
Product: progestin and adipoQ receptor family member 6
Exons: 7
Coding region: 1-1047 (348 amino acids)
Cellular component (GO): membrane
Molecular function (GO): signaling receptor activity
Source: RefSeq, a predicted model, not a curated record